Penicillium manginii is the source of this 258-nucleotide messenger RNA. RefSeq lists its product as uncharacterized. The record is from RefSeq and is a predicted model, not a curated record. Lineage: Eukaryota; Fungi; Ascomycota; Eurotiomycetes; Eurotiales; Aspergillaceae. The transcript has a single exon. Bases 1 to 258 code for a protein of 85 amino acids.
AUGCAAAGCGAGCAAGGGGAGAACUACCAGCCCACCUGCGUCACAGCGCGUCUGGAGGAGAUGACGAUGGAGGAAGAACAAACAGUGCAAACCCCGCCGAUCGGCCCUCCAAGCGGACCCAACUUUGUCAGCUGUCAUUCUCCUUCUCCAGUUGCAGACGACACUGACCAGACCAGCUUUGAGCUUGAGACUCCCUCUUCUCUCCCUCGAAUGUUCGCGCUUACGACUCGCACACAGUCUGGUUUCAUUAUAUUCUAA